CCAUAAUCCAUGAGUAAAGAAGACCAAAGGUCCAAAGCGACACAAGCGUCGAGUCAGUGUCACUGGGGUUCUAGGGUUACGCUUCUCCUCUUCAGAUAGUUUGGUUUGUGACUUGUGAGGAGGAGGAGGAGUCUUUAAUGGGGAAUGAAGAAGCUGAUAAGAAAUUCACUUGGGUGAUUAAGAAUUUCUCAUCUUUGGAAUCUAAGCCAAUUGAUUCUGAUGAAUUUGUGGUCGGUGGCUGCAAAUGGUGUCUUGUGGCCUCUCCUAAGGGAUAUAAGAAUGCUAAUUAUUUGUCUCUGUUCCUGGUGGUUGCUACUUUAAAAACUUUGCCUUGUGGUUGUGGAUGGAGAAGACACAUAAGAUUUCGCCUCACUGUUGUAAAUCAAGUCUCCGACAACCUCUCCCGACGAGGAGAAAAAGAAGAAUGGUUAGAUGAAUACCGUACUAUCUGUGGGUAUCAAAAAAUGCUUCUCCUUUCCGAACUUAAUGACAAAGAAGGUGGAUUUCUUGUGAACAAUGAAGUCAAGAUUGUUGCGGAGGUUGAUGUUCUUCAAGUUAUUGGCAAAUUAGAUGUUUCUGAGGAUUCUCAAGAGGUAGCUCAACCUCUGAAAAGGAUUAAGCUAAUUGAUGGUGGUGUUUCGGUAAACGAAAGCAUUGAUGUCAAUGGGUUUCAAGUUCUUCCUUCACAGGCGGAAUCCGUGAAACGUAUAUUCGAAAGACACCCAGACAUGGCAUUAGAGUUUCGAGUAAUGAACCAACAUAUGAGGACAUUAUGCAUAAAUCUCCUCCUCAACAUAAUCGAGACUUUGUGCCAGCCACUGAAAGACAUUUCCAUUCAUGAACUGGGCCAAGCAGAGAAAGCACUAAGAUACCUGAAAGAUUCGGACUUUAAGGUGGAUUGGUUAGAGCAUAAACUGGAGGAAGUAAAGGAAAAGAAGAUGGAAGAGCAGAUUGGUAAGACUCGGAUGCAAGAAUUAGAGGAAGACCUGAAGGUCUUCAAGCAGAAUUGCUCUGACAUAGAAGCUCAACUGGAGAAAGAAAAGCAAAAGUGCUCAGACAUAGAAGCUUUGCUGGAGAAAGAGAAGACAAAGGUAUUGGCCGCUGCCAGAGCUCCUCCUCUAACGUUGGAUGAUGUUGUCUGCUAGGUGUAUGUUGGUAUGAGUGUAGGUUUCAGAGUUAGCACAGGAAGCUAGAGAGACUUCUGUCGAUUGGAAGCUCAUAUAUUUUGUCAAAAACUAAUCUUUUUGUUAAGAGGACUCGCUAGGACUAGGAUUUUGUUAGUUGUCUUUCGUGACUAUGUAAACGGAUCAUCGCCGGGAAAGGUUAAGCUACUAAUUGUACUUUUUAAUGUUCAUUUAUAAUUGUACUUUGGUCUUAAACCGA
Messenger RNA from Arabidopsis lyrata subsp. lyrata, 1383 nucleotides. RefSeq names its product MATH domain and coiled-coil domain-containing protein At3g44790. The transcript is spliced from 4 exons. The record is from RefSeq and is a predicted model, not a curated record. Lineage: Eukaryota; Viridiplantae; Streptophyta; Magnoliopsida; Brassicales; Brassicaceae. Bases 138 to 1145 code for a protein of 335 amino acids. Gene Ontology annotation, molecular function: protein binding.